This is a messenger RNA of Mustela erminea (ermine), 4230 nucleotides long. Its product is annotated as protein ATP6V1FNB. Bases 2457 to 3098 code for a protein of 213 amino acids. Lineage: Eukaryota; Metazoa; Chordata; Mammalia; Carnivora; Mustelidae. The transcript is spliced from 2 exons. The record is from RefSeq and is a predicted model, not a curated record.
UUCAGAAAGCCUGAAUGUAGGGAGAAGGGCAUGAAGCGGUGCCCUGCACCCAAGGGCCUCCCCCAGGUGGGUACUCGGAAUCCAAAGGCGACUCUCCUUGUGAGCCAACCUCUGUUCCUGAGCCCGUUGGAAGUGAGUAUAUUUGGGGCGCCUUUCUACACCCUUCCACCCCACUUCCCUCUUGGGAGUGCCUGUCCAGCCCUCAGUGUAACACCCGCCUCCUCCACCCGCCUAUUGACAGGACAGCUACUCCGCUGUCAUCCCCGUGAUGACCGCCAGGGGUCGCCUUGGGCGCGCCAACCGUGGCACGGAAGAAAACCCUGCGGUCCGGAAGGCACUGGGUCUUCCAAGCCAGGAGGGAGCACACCCACCUCUGCGCUUCCUGGGGCUGGGGUGGUCUGGGUCAGGGAUGCUUGCUUGAGUUCCGGGGUCAUACCCUGCCCCACAAGCAUCUGACACUAGGGUCCGGCCGCCCCCAGCCCCUAAAUCUGCUCUGAAUUUCCUCCAUCUGUCCCUGAGGCAACAGAAUAGACAUGAAGUCUGCUGAUUCAUCCUUUCCUCGAGCACUUUCUCUGAGCACCAACUGUAUGCCAGAUAAUCCCCCCAGACAUACUGGAAAUGUGGAGUUGAGGAGGACAGGACCCAGAAUGCAACCUCCGUGAAGGAGGGACAGUUUGUCAGCACUGUUCACUUGCCGCUCCUGGCACACACAUCCCCUCAGUACCCAAAGUGUGUUUGGUGCUUACAGGAGAGCCUGGAUUAAAAAAGUGAUUGCACAAUUAAUUGAUGACUGUUGUGAGUGCUCCAGAUGAGCUCCUACCAUGCCUGGGCUGUUUUACUUACCAAGCUGGUUCUUAAUCUUCCCAAUUGUCCCAAACAUCAUAACCCUCAUUUUACAGCUGGGAAGACUGAAAGCACAGAGGGCAGUCUAGACAGCCUUAUGGUUUCUUGCCUUGGGAGUCCCAGUCUACAACAUUCUUCCACUACUCUUUGCCUGGCUAACUCAUGGUCACAGUUCAGGGUUCACUCAAAGGGCAUCUCCUCCAGGAAGCCUCCCCUGAUCAUCUCUCCAGUUCCCUGCUCCCCAUCUACCUGAUUAUGAGUCUGUCUCCCCUCCUGGACUGUGAAACCCUGAAGGCAGGAAGCAUGUAGACUCUGUUCCUCCUCAUCUACCUUUAGUACCUGGCUUAGUGUCUGGCAACAGGGUCAAGAGUGAAUGAAUGUUUGUUGAAUGAAUAAAUGAGAGCACAUAAAGCAGAUAGUGGAAAGGUGCAUGGCUCCAGGGCAUUAUGGGUAACCUCCUUGUCACUGGUACUCAGGCGGCCCACACCUGCAGGGCCCUGAUGGGAGAGGCAGAGGGUGUGAGGGUCCUGGAAGUGGAUGUUAUGGAGCUGCUGGGUAACUGGUGGGUCCUCCUCUGCUUGCCCCCACUCCCACCACCCACUGUCUCUCUCAGAUGAUGCUGUCACAUUCAGUGGGAAAGUUCUAUAUCUGUAACGCGGGGCGGGGUGUGAGGGGGGGUUGAUGUCCAUCCCAGUGGAACCAAAUGAACAUUGCUGAGCCCCCAUCUCUCCAUCUGGAAAAGGAAUGGGAGAGAGCCUGCUAGUGAGUCACCGUGAGGAUUCCACUGAGUGGGAUCACUCGUUAAAGCCUCCAGCCCAGUGCCUAGCACAGAGUAGCCCGGGUGUGCCCUGGGCUGGCACAUAGUUAGUUCCUGCAAGUCUCCCUUUCCUCACCUGGAAAGGAGGUUAAUGAGAGCCCCAGCAACCGAAGAGGGUGGUUUCAGGCAGAGGGAGCUCAGCACAGCAGCUGGCACUGAGCAGGGCCUUGUGAACAGCGGCUGCCUCCAUCCACGCCAGGCACUGUUCCAAGUUCUUCUACCCUGGCUUGAUGUCAUUCUCGCGAGUCCAGAAGUAAUUCCCGCUGACAUUCUGAUGUUUCAGUGAUGCCAGGUAAGCUCUCCUGUGUCAGAGCCGUGUCUGAGGAGUUGGGGGUCCAGAGUUUCCAUGGCAACCCCCCAGCCAUGUGUCCAGAGCAUCCUGAGAGUGGACCCUGGGCCUCCCUUGGGACCUCCCUGGGUGCCUGGUGCACGGUAGGUGUGCGUCAGGGUUUGCUGAAUGGACUAGAGGCUCGGGCACCCUGUGAGCCUCCCUGGGACCCUCUGGGUGUGGGGGGUAAAGGCUUGGGCCCCGAGUCCCUCUGGGGCAGAAUACAGCCUCCUGCCAGGCACACUGGGUGGGCUGCAGCCAGCCCUUGCUCCCUUUUCCAGCCUGGUCUGUCCUGCUGCCUGCGAGUGGCCCCCUGAGCAGCCCAGCCCCUCCUCUCCAGCGGGGCCUUGGCAACCCGGCCCUCAUUGGCUGCACGUAACCUUGGAGACGGGUCCCCGCAGAGCAAACAGGCCACAGGGCUCCGGGCAGAAUGGUUCCUCCCUCCGCACCCUGUCCCCUCCCACUGCCAUGAGGGAUCUCUGCACCACCCAGAGCCAAGCCUACUGGCGAGAGCGCAUCCAGAAGGAGACCACAGCCCGGGUCACCUGGAAGAUCAACUAUGGCCACAAGUACCUGAAGGAGGGGCCCAUGCCCAGGAAGCGGCUGCAGCGGGCCCCCCUCAGGUUAGCCUUGGGAGCAGGGCCCUUGCCUGCCACCAGCGCCCCUGAGAGCAAGGAAAUAUGGGAUGGAUGGCCAGAGACCAAGGGGGUCCGGGAUCAACUGUCCAAGGGAGUGGGCGUCCAGGGCCCCCCACCCAAGGGAGAGAAGGCCUGGGAGGCCCAAAGAGCCCCUCGGGGGCCAGCAGUCCAGACCAGGCCAGGGGGCUUAGAAAUGAGGCAGGUCCCCGCCGGCACCUUGCGGCUGCUCUUCCAAGGCAUCUCCCACGACGGCCAAGGCCGGGCCUCGUACCUCCGUGAGCGGCAUCGGCAGAAGCCAGAGGAGAAGUUUCUGUACCCGGUCUUGUCAUCCUGGGAGUACGGCUGGCACAUGGGGGACAUCAUGAAGGACACCAGGGCUCCAACGUAUGCCAGGUGCCAGCCCAUCUCAAAGACCUUUUACAUCAAGAGUAGCGUCUUCCAUUUUCCACGGCGAACAGACCAGCUAAGCUGAGCUCAAGGGGGGCUCAGAGGCUGCUCCUGCCUUCUCCUGCAGUCUGUGCGGACCCCGCUGCGCAGAGAUGCUGCCGCUCCACCUACCUUCCCUCCGUUUGUCCGGCCCUGCCUUCUCUGUGGAGCAUGAGGGGACAUGAGUGUUUUUCUCUACCUCUGGGACUCAGGGUGGCCCACCUGCAGCCUCUUGGAUGUCCUCAGGGACUUCAGCUCCUUGCACAGCCCUGCCCCCAGCAUCACCAGCCAAGUGUGGCUGCUCGCUGCCCUCCCAGUGUCCCAGCAGCAGAGCAGGAGGCAGGGGAGGGGCUCGCUAAGUGGAGGAGAGAAGUAUCUCCCUGUCUUGACUCUCUCUAUAUUUCAGUGAAGGGACCCACAGCCGAAUCGCUUGGUCCCAGUGUAUCCACCAGUUCAAGGAGGAAGUGGUUUCUAUGUUUACUUACUAUUUCUCUCACUGUCCCCCACCUCCACCCCGAAGUACCUGCAUGGGUCAGGUUUGCCUUGUUUUUGUAGCAAACAGCCACCACCUUUAUUGCUUUAACCAAUAAAGGCAUAUUCGUGCAGCACGGUGCACUCUGAUGGCCAGUGCGCCGCCUGUCGCCUGCGGCCUGCCAACCUGGGGAGCCGAGCCACUCCCAUCUGGUGGCUCUGCCAUCUCCUAGGGCUUCAGGGUCUUUCCCUGAGUCUCUCUGCAUCCAGCUGGGGACAAGGGAAGAGACAGAGUCUGGGGAGAACACACCCACUCUUAACUGCCUUGGUCCGAAACGGACCAAUGUCGCCUCCCGUCACGUCCUGUUGAUGAGAACUCAUUCCAUGACUUCUAGGUGUGUGAAGGCUGAGAGAGUUGUGUCUCUUCUGGUCAGCCUCUCAGUACAACUUCACAGACAGCCAGGCUCCCUACAGCUGAGAUUUGAGCUAAUUGGCCUGGCUUUCCCUCAUCGACUUCAGGAAAGUUCUGGAGUGGGGAAGAGCAAGAGGCAGAGGAUGUGAGUGAGGGCCAAAGUGUGCGUGUGAUUCAAAUGGAAUUCACACUGUGGCUUUGCAUGCACACCAGAGGUGCUUGGCAACAACCUGCUGAAUGUACUCAAAUACCAAAGAACACCCUGGAUUCCUCCAGGGGCCAUGUGAUUGCAACA